AAUGCCACAUCCACUCUUACACAUUUUCUUUUAGCUUUUCUACAAUUUGCUGGAAAAUGGCUCAACAUUUCCACGUAUCAUCUCUCUUACUGCUUGCAUUUCUCAAUAUAUUCUUCAUUCAUGGCAACAUAAGUGGUGCAACUGCACGCCAUCUCCUCGAGACACCCGUUCCUGAGAUACCUAAACCACAACUCCCAAAAGUUCCAGCCUUGCCAAAGCUUGAAAUCCCAACUGUGCCGAAGCCUGAGCUUCCAGCCAUACCAAAGCCUGAGCUACCAACUCUAUCGAAGCCCCAGUUACCAACUUUGCCAAAGCCUAAGAUGCCUGAGAUCCCUACCAUGCCAAAAUCUGAGCUUCCUAGUAUGCCAAAGCCCGAGAUUCCUUCAAUGCCAAAACUAGAGAUUCCUCCCUUGAAAAAGUCAGAAAUCCCCGCAGUGCCCAAGACUGAGGUUCCUCCUGUUAUGAAAAAGCCUGAAGUUCCAACUCUACCAAAGCCCGAGCUACCAAGUCUGCCAAAGCCAGAAAUCCCAGAACUACCAAAGCCAAAAGUCCCAGAACUUUCAAAGCCAGAAAUCCCAGAACUACCAAAGCCAAAAGUCCCAGAACUUUCAAAGCCAGAAAUCCCAGAACUACCAAAGCCAAAAGUCCCAGAACUUUCAAAGCCAGAAAUCCCAGAAUUACCAAAGCCAAAAGCCCCAGAGCUUCCAAAGCCUGAAAUACCAACUACGCCAAAGCCCGAAAUACCAGAACUACCAAAGACAAAAGUUCCAGAACUUCCAAAACCAGAAGUACCAACUAUGCCAAAGCCAGAAAUUCCAGAAUUACCAAAACCAAAAGCCCCAGAGCUUCCAAAGCUAAAAGUCCCAACAAUGCCAAAGCCUGAAAUCGCAGAACUACCAAAGCCUAAAGUUCCAGAGCUUCCAAAGCCUGACGUACCAACUAUGCCAAAGCAUGAAAUUCCGGAACUACCAAAGCCAAGCGUCCCAGAGCUUCCAAAGCCUGAAGUACCAACUACGCCAAAGCCUGAAAUUCCUGAACUAUCAAAGCCAAAAUCCCUGGAGCUUCCAAAGCUAAAAGUUCCAACAAUGCCAAAACCUGAAAUCCCAGAACUACCAAAGCCUAAAGUUCCAGAGCUUCCAAAGCCUGAAAUCCCAAAACUUCCUAAGCCAGAAGUACCAACAAUGCCCAAGCUUGAAAUUCCAGAACUACCAAAGCCAAAAAUCCCAGAGCUUCCAAAGCUAAAAGUCCCAACUAAGCCAAAGCCUGAAAUUCCAGAACUUCCUAAACCAACUCUUCCUUCACUUUCUCCACCAUACAAACCCGCUACUCCUUGAGUAAAUUAUAUGCUACUUUCACUCUAGUAGGAAGUACCCGACUGAUAUUUUUGCGAUUUCCAUAUGAGUCUAUGAAGCUUGCGCCCUGAGCUGUGACAUGGAGAUAGUAUUGGAUACUUUCUGCUAGGAGUAGAAAUUUUAAUUAGUAUUUGAAUUGGAUGUACCAUGUUUGAUAUGUCAUUAUGAGUAUUUUAUUACUUUCUAUAUAUACAGUAUGUGUAAUAGAGCUCUGAUCUAAUGUUACUUUUGUUUAGUUCAGGCUAAUGUUUCAAAAGUUCACGCAAAUUUUAAAAUUUAUCUAGUAAAA
Solanum pennellii is the source of this 1641-nucleotide messenger RNA. RefSeq names its product protein PELPK1-like. The coding region runs from base 57 to 1334 and encodes 425 amino acids. NCBI's taxonomy places the organism in Eukaryota, Viridiplantae, Streptophyta, Magnoliopsida, Solanales, Solanaceae. The transcript has 2 exons. The record is from RefSeq and is a predicted model, not a curated record.